Pimephales promelas (fathead minnow) is the source of this 2698-nucleotide messenger RNA. It is a transcript of the gene gp1ba, whose product is annotated as glycoprotein Ib platelet subunit alpha. Lineage: Eukaryota; Metazoa; Chordata; Actinopteri; Cypriniformes; Leuciscidae. Gene Ontology annotation, molecular function: protein binding. The record is from RefSeq and is a predicted model, not a curated record.
ACACUGAGGAAGAGAGAUAUCAGCAGACGAGGCUCACUCUCUCUCUCAGAGGAAACGGACGCCAGCGCUCAGAGUUUCGUGAUGCGACGCUUCGUCUUCCUCAUGAUGCAGUGCUGCGUCGUCAUGAGCGUCAGCUGCCCGGCGGACAGGAACCAGGACCACCGGCCCCGCGUGAGCUGUGUGGGCCAGAGCCUGACGACUGUUCCAGACGGGAUCGAUCCCGACACGCAGGUUCUGGUUCUCACAGAAAACCACUUCAGUUCUCUGUCCUGGUCCUCGUAUUCGGGAUUCACACAACUGCACGAGCUGGACCUGAGCCACAAUCUCAUCACCACGCUGGAGCCGCCAGGUCCAGUGCUGGGAAAACUGAGCGUGUUGCGUUUGUCUGGUAACAGGUUAACUGGUUUGGGAGGACUGGUGUUCCGCUGCGCUCCCAACCUGAUGGAGAUCUUCCUGAACGCCAACCAGAUUCGUUCCCUUCACGACGCCACCUUCAGCGAACUCCCACGUCUGGAGAUCAUCAACCUCUCUCAGAAUAAGCUUCCCGCCCUGCCGGCUCGCCUCCUGGAGCGAGUGUCGUCCAGCAGCCUGAAGACGUUUGAUUUGGAGAAUAACAGCAUCUCGCUGAUGCCUGACAGUUUCUUCUCGUCUAAACCCGAGUUACCGUACGUUUUCCUGUCCUAUAAUCCCUGGAUCUGCAGCUGUGCUGUAGGUUAUCUCCACAGCUACCUGAACGACCAGGAGCACAACGUCUACAAGCAUGUAGCUCCGAAUGGCCUCGAUCCCGCCGCCGACAGUGUUGUGUGUUCUGCGCCGCCUCAUCUAUCCCAACGGCCCAUCAUUGAACUGGAAGAGAACGACUUCUGCCCUCCAGAUCCACCUCUCUAUCCCAGUGGAGACUGGGAUUUCAAACCCAUCACUAGACCAAAUUACAGCCCUCAAACCCCUCCUGCUCCACACGACGCCUCCGACAUCACCCUCCUGCCCGCUUCCACCAAAUCCUGGACCACCUCCUGGUCCUGGGUCAGUGAGUCCUGGAGUGAAACAAGGUAUGAAUUCCGGACCAUGUGGGAGCUUUUUAGCUUGAAUCCAAAGACUACUUCAGAGAUUCCCACUCUAGAUGCCACCGAAUCACCUGCCAACACAACACAACCAAACACCAUGAUUACUGACCCGUACCAACUCACAACUUCUGGACCCAUUACUGCCAGAUCCCAAAGUCAGAGUACCAUCGGAUCUGAACCGCACACUUCCAGAACGAUCACGGUCCAGACCGAACCACCAACCACUGGACCCUCUACAGCCGGAUCCCACGGUCAAAGUACUUCCCGACUGGAUCCUCACUCCUCUAGCGCAACGAUCACGGUCCAAACCGAACCACAAACCACUGGACCAAUUAUUGCCGGAUCCCAAAGUCAGAGUACCAUCGGAUCUGAACCACACACUUCCAGAACGAUCACGGUCCAGACCGAACCACCAACCACUGGACCCUCUACAGCCAGAUCCCACGGUCAAAGUACUUCCCGACUGGAUCCUCACUCCUCUACCGCAACGAUCACGGUCCAGACCGAACCACAAUACACUGGACCCAUUAUUGCCGGAUCCCAAAGUCAGAGUACCAUCGGAUCUGAACCGCACACUUCUAGAACGAUCACGGUCCAGACCGAACCACCAACCGCUGGACCCUCUACAGCCAGAUCCCACGGUCAAAGUACUUCCCGACUGGAUCCUCACUCCUCUAGCGCAACGAUCACGGUCCAAACCGAACCACGAACCACUGGACCCAUUAUUGCCGGAUCCCAAGGUCAAAGUACCUCUGGAUCCUCCAGAACAACGAUCACGGUCCAAACCGAACCACCAACCGUUGAGCGGAUCAUUCCCCGAACAGAACCGCCCACUAGUGUCGGUCCGCACUGGGCAGAUGCCCGUGGUGCGGGUGGGAGGAUCCUGCCGUGGUGCUGGUGGUUAUUUGCCGGUUUCGUGUUGUUGUGUUUGCUAUCGGCUCUCACAUCAUGUGUUCUGUGUGUUUGGCUCCUGAGGAACCACCUCACCGUCAGCCGGUGGCUAAAGCAUCACGGCUUGCCUCGCUCGGACAGCGGCGGGGUCACCCUACAGGCGUACAAAUACACUGAACACACACAGCGAAGGGAGGAUGAAGGUGAGCGCGUGAGCUUUAUACCCCUAAACCAGCUCAGAGACGUUCAAGCCGUGUUCCGAAGCGUCCUCUUCAUCCACCCGCCGGAGGAGCAGAAACACCACACUGAAGGGAGAGAUGCUUCUUCCAAAGUAGAGCUGGUUUCUGUAGCAGGCAGAGCGAGAGAUAAGGAGCGGGAGCCGGCGAUGAGCGGGGAAGUGUUCAGGAAAACCCUGCACAGGGUGAUAAGCCGAGAAGAGGAAGCAGACGGAUGGAGAGAGGAAGAGGAGGCAGAUAGAAGGAGAGAGGGAGAGUGUGUGUGGAGCGGACAGGGGUCGACCGCUCGCUAUAGUCUGAUCCUGAGGGAGGAGAGAGGAACACGGCGAGAGAUGCAGUGGCUGGUUGGGGAAUGGGAACUGGGGGAUGAGGGCGUGGCCAAUCAGAGGUCCUGCUCUCUGAUUGGCCAGCUCUCCAGCGUCGCUCAGGAGUGAACCGUCAUCUUGGUUUUGUCUGUUAACUCUCAAAUAUUGAUUGUUGAUUCCAAGCCAAUAAAUUGUUUCAAUG